This is a messenger RNA of Amblyraja radiata (thorny skate), 3133 nucleotides long. RefSeq names its product solute carrier family 2, facilitated glucose transporter member 1. The coding region runs from base 585 to 2063 and encodes 492 amino acids. Gene Ontology annotation, biological process: response to insulin; dehydroascorbic acid transport. The record is from RefSeq and is a predicted model, not a curated record. The transcript is spliced from 10 exons. Gene Ontology annotation, cellular component: basolateral plasma membrane; apical plasma membrane; plasma membrane. Gene Ontology annotation, molecular function: D-glucose transmembrane transporter activity. NCBI's taxonomy places the organism in Eukaryota, Metazoa, Chordata, Chondrichthyes, Rajiformes, Rajidae.
UGGCAAGCCCAUCACACACCCCUCGUACGUCACCGCUGUUACCCAAUCCCAUUCAAACUGGCGACACACAAAGAGGAGACCAGGUUCCCGGCUGCGGCCGCAGAAAGCCAUUGCUGGCGACAGAGGCAGAAGAAGGAUGAGCUGAUCAAAGUGGAGCAAAGAGAACAGACCUUACCGACUCACCGACACACACGUAUACACACCGACACACACACCGACAGAGUGGAAGACCCUUUAUCGAGAGGGAGAACCUUAAGCAACGACAGAGGCCCGACCAAGAGAGAAAGAGAGGACUUUUUUUAACGAGAGGAAAAGCCCCUUUAAAAGGGGGAGAAAAAGUCUUUAUCGGGAGAGUUCGGGCUUCAUCGGGAGACUGAGAGAGACAGAGAUUCUACCGCGACACAGACUUUAGCGGAGAGAAGAGACUUUUUACCGCGGCUGAUUUCCCGACUCCGGGAGCCGGCCGCACACACACACACUCACACACACACAGAGGGAGAGAGAGCGGUGUUUACCGGGACAGAUCGCCUGAUACCGGGACACAGAGAAGCGUCCUUCCCCGGGACACCGCAACCGGCCGCAGGAUGGGCGAUGAGAAGAAAGUUACUGGGACGUUGGUGCUGGCAGUAUGCACCGCAAUCAUGGGAUCCGCGCAGUUUGGGUACAACACUGGGGUCAUCAACGCGCCGCAGAAGAUAAUCGAGGGCUUUAUCAACGACACUUGGGUGAAGCGUUACAAUGAGCCUGUUAGCAGAUCAACGCUCACCUCCAUUUGGUCUCUGGCUGUGGCCAUUUUCUCCGUGGGAGGCAUGAUUGGAUCAUUUUCAGUGGGAUUGUUUGUCAACCGGUUUGGAAGGCGGAAUUCCAUGCUGAUUGUCAACGUCUUGGCCUUCAUUGCUGCGGCCCUGAUGGGUUUAUCCAAGAUCAGCCACUCGUUUGAGAUGCUCAUCGCGGGACGGCUUAUCAUUGGCAUCUACUCGGGUCUGAGCACGGGCUUUGUGCCAAUGUAUGUGGGCGAGAUUUCCCCCACGGCUUUGAGAGGAGCUUUGGGUACCCUGCACCAGCUGGCCAUUGUGUGUGGAAUCCUUAUCGCCCAGGUGUUUGGCUUGGAGUCCUUGAUGGGGAGCGCUAGACUAUGGCCGCUGUUGCUUGCAUUCACUGCCCUACCAGCACUGUAUCAGAUCAUCGCCCUGCCCUUCUGCCCCGAGAGCCCGCGCUAUCUCCUCAUCAACUUGAAUGAAGAAAGCAAGGCAAAGGCUGUUCUGAAGCAGCUCCGUGGGGUGGACGACGUGAGUGAAGACAUGCAGGAGAUGAAGGAGGAGAGCAGGCAGAUGAUGAGGGAGAAGAAGGUCACCAUGGCCGAGCUGUUCCGCUCACCCAUGUACCGUCAGCCGAUCAUCAUCUCCAUCAUUCUGCAACUCUCGCAGCAGCUGUCCGGAAUCAACGCGAUAUUUUAUUAUUCCACAAGUAUUUUUGAGAAGGCUGGAGUGUCGAAGCCUGUGUACGCAACCAUUGGCACUGGUGCGAUUAACACCGCAUUCACUGUUGUAUCGCUGGCUGUGGUGGAGCGUGCGGGGCGACGGACUCUACACUUGAUCGGCCUGGGGGGCAUGAGUAUCUGCGCCGUCUUGAUGACCAUCUCACUCGCCCUUCUGGAUCGGCUGAAGUGGAUGAGCUACAUUUGCAUCAUGGCUAUCUUUGGCUUUGUUUCCUUCUUUGAGAUUGGGCCGGGACCCAUCCCGUGGUUCAUCGUGGCUGAGCUCUUCAGCCAAGGUCCCAGGCCAGCUGCCAUGGCCGUGUCCGGACUCUCCAACUGGACUGCAAACUUCUUGGUGGGCAUGUGCUUCCAGUACGUGGAGCAAGUAACCGGCCCGUACGUAUUCAUCAUCUUCACCGUGCUGCUGGUCCUGUUUUUCAUCUUCACCUACUUCAAGGUUCCCGAGACCAAGGGGCGAACGUUCGAUGAGAUCGCCUCCAGUUUCCGCAAGGGCACCGAGGUUGAUUCUCCGGAGAAGGGAGGGCCUGAGGAGCUCAACAUCCUGGGUGCCGACUCCCAGGUUUAAGCAGGUUACCGAGUCAUGGAGCAAGAACGGAAGCCCAGAGGACAGUUUAUCCCACACUACUGAUAUACGCAUAAAGAAGGGGGAGGGGUGGGGGGGAUUGGAGGGAAGGGGGGGUGAACCGCGACUUGCUAAUCAUGAGUUUCCCGUGUCUGUGUAGGAUGCAAGUUCCAAUUUGCUGGCCAAUCCACAUCUCCAGUUCUGUUAAACCUUCUGCCUGAGCAACAAGACUAAUGUUUUGUAUUUCUUACGUAAUUAUCGAUUAAUGUUUCAAAGCUUUCCAGGUAUAGAGUUAAAUAUUUAUAUGUGGGAUAUGUUUAUAGUGUUUAUAGUACGAUAAAUUAUAGAGCUAAUGUAAAUAUAAUGAGCCCAAGGCACGAUAUAAAUGUACAAAUGUGGGUAAAAUGUGCUCUAGUUUGUGUAGACUUUGAUAGUUGUAUAUGAAUGGGGUUACUUGCUGUACAACACCCAAUGUAGAAAGCUAUUUCACAGCUUAAGAUAACCCAGAAUAUUUUUUAAAAGUGUUUGUCAAGUAAUGGAGAAAAUGUUAAAUUGACUCGAGUAUCCCUGUUGGCGAUAUUGGUGGAUAUAUCUCUCAUUCAUCUCCACGUUUCUCUGCUAGUUAACACGGCUAUUUAUGUUGGAACAAACCAACACAGGAACCACAACCAGCAAGGUUAAGCAAUUGUCAACUAGUUAAGUACUAGUUCAAUGAGCAGCGUUCUAAGGCCGGAAUGAACAGCAGACAUUUCUUUGGACGGUGAAUUUAUUUUAGCGAUUAUUCCCAGAAACGGUUUAAAACGUCUUGAAAUAAAUUGGGGGUGGCCAGUGAAGGGUGUGGUUGGGGAGGGGGUGCAGACUUUUAAUGUUUGUCCCAGUGUGCGUUGAGCCGUGAGUGUCAGUUGCGUAUAGGUAUCGUGAAAGAGAGUUUCUAUAGGACCACAUGUCCCCUCUUCAAUCCGGAUGCUUUAGAGAAGGCAAGUCUGUUUGUUUCAAAGUAACCAAUACAAUGCAAAGUUCCAUUUUCUAUCCAAAGUAUUAUUCACACCCUGGAUAUAUGAAUGGCAAUCUGC